Melopsittacus undulatus (budgerigar) is the source of this 2472-nucleotide messenger RNA. It is a transcript of the gene SP6, whose product is annotated as Sp6 transcription factor. Gene Ontology annotation, molecular function: RNA polymerase II cis-regulatory region sequence-specific DNA binding; DNA-binding transcription factor activity, RNA polymerase II-specific. The record is from RefSeq and is a predicted model, not a curated record. Bases 217 to 1341 code for a protein of 374 amino acids. Gene Ontology annotation, biological process: regulation of transcription by RNA polymerase II. The transcript is spliced from 3 exons. NCBI's taxonomy places the organism in Eukaryota, Metazoa, Chordata, Aves, Psittaciformes, Psittaculidae.
UGGGGAGGAGGGAAGAGCCGGGCGCCGGGCUGGGACCCGGCCAUUCCUGCUCGCCCGGCCCAGUGGGUGCCCGGUCCCUGGGGAGCCGCGCGGGUCCCUCGGGGUCCCCUCGGGAGGCAGCGCCCGCUCCACGCCGAUGAGGACGGACCCGCCGGGACCUCCCCACCGCCGCCCUUAGACCCGUCUGCCUGCGCCUCCGCCCCGCGCCGCUCGGCAAUGCUCACAGCGGUCUGCGGCUCACUGGGGACUCAGCCCUCGGAUGCGCCCCGCUCCUCCCCGAGCCACCUGGACCUGCAGCCGCUGCAGCCCUUCCAGCCCCACGGCACCGGCACCGGCACCGCCGCGGCGGCCGCCGCCGAAUUCACCACCCCGCUGAACCCACCGCCCCCCCCGGAGCUGCCGCUGGUGGGUCCGGACGACGUCGCCUUCGCCAAUCCCGGUACCUACGAGCCGCAUGGCCCCCCGCGGUUAGAGCUGCCCAGCGACGGCCCCUCGGCCCCCGGUGCUUACACCAAGCUGCUACCGGCCGCUCCUCCGGACAUGGCGCAUCCCUACGAGCCCUGGUUUCGGCCCCCCCAUCCCGGUGCCCCCGGUGAAGAAGGAGGCGUCAACUGGUGGGACCUCCACGCCGGAGCAAGCUGGAUGGAGCUGCCCCCCGGGCAAGGCGGGGGGCUGCAGGUGCCCGGGCACCCCGGGUUGCCACCGGCCCUCGGGGGGUACGGGGGUGGGGAGCACCAGCUCUGCGCUCCCCCUGCCCAUCUGCUGCCCCCCCCAGCCCAGCAUCUCUUGGGAGCGGAGGGGGCGAAGGCGCUGGAGGGUCCCCCCGAGCCCCGCGGGCCGGAGGUGGAAGGCGGUGGGAGGCCCAAGGGUGCCCGUCGUGCGGUGCCUCGGGGCGGGGGGCAGGCUGCGUGCCGCUGCCCCAACUGCCAGGAGGCCGAAAGGGGGGGUCCGUGCCCCGAGGGCGUGAAACGGAAGCACCUACACAACUGCCACAUUCCCGGCUGCGGGAAGGCUUACGCCAAGACGUCCCACCUCAAAGCGCACUUACGGUGGCACAGCGGAGACCGACCCUUCGUCUGCAACUGGCUCUUCUGCGGCAAACGCUUCACCCGCUCCGAUGAGCUACAGCGGCACCUCCAGACCCACACCGGAGCCAAGAAGUUCGCCUGCCCCGUCUGCGGCCGGGUCUUCAUGCGCAGCGACCACCUGGGCAAGCACAUGAAGACACACGAUGGGGGCAAAGACGGGGCCGAACCCGAGGUCAAGGGCGCUGGGGACCCGUCGGCCGGCAAGGGAGGCAAGCGGGAGCCCGAGGGGGGGAACGCAGCCCCCACAAACUGAGCCACUGAGCCCCGGGGGGGACACGGAUGGAGGUGAAGCCAGGCUUUGCCACUCGGGCAGAGUGGACAUCUCGGGCCGAAGCUGUGGCCGCGGGCCUUAUGGAUGGGGAUGGGGGGGUAGGACCUCCCAAAGAACCCCAUCCCCACUGGUGUGCAAUGAGGCUGACAGCAGCCCCACUGUGCUGUGGGGCUGGGGACAAGCUAUGGGGCUGGAUAUACCCAGCACGAGGUGAAGUCUCGUUGGGGGGCUCUCAGAACGCGUCCUCAGCCCCAUGGCACAAAUGCCACCAACCGUCCCCCCGCAGGACUCGGGUGACCUGGGCUGCCCGCAGCUCUCGAAGGACGUCCCCGACUCCGGUUUUUGCCUUUUCCAGCACAAAAUUCCCUCUGGGAGCCCCUGGCUGGGAUUUCACCCCCUGAGGGAACCCCAGAGGUGGGGCUCAAGCCCCUCCUCGUGUUGCUGUAGCAUCACUCCAGUGUCCCGCUGGAAUUCAGUAGCCAAGCCUGGCUCCAGCCGCAGCCAGGGGGCUCUGGAGUGUUGGGGACCCCCUGUGCUGCUGGGGCAGGUUUAGGGGGGCUGAACUGCAGGCACCCCCAAAGGUGGGCUGGGGAGGGACCCCCGAGCACGGGGGCUCCCCGGUGAUGCCGGGGCUCAGCCCCACCGAGCAGGGGGGAUCCCAUGGGAUGCCGGGUGUCAAGGCUCAGCCCCACGGAGCUGCCCCCCGCCUGGCUCGGAGCCGGGGGGGUUACGAGGAGGGGCCCCAGGUGCGCUCUACCCCCGCACCCCCCCGGGCCCUGCCUGCCGCGAUGGGGCAAUGAAGGCUGUAAAACCGGGUGGGGAAGGCCGGAGGCCGGCUCCCACCCGCCGAAACCAGUCCAGCCUGCUGCGGCGUGGGGAUCCCAGCCCUGCACCCCGAACCGCCGCGUCUCCCACCCCCGAGCUGCCUCCCCCGGGGCGAGGGAGGAACCGGCCCAGCUGGGGGCUCCCGGCAUCCCCCCUGGGGAAGGGGGUUCGGGGGUGCUGCAUCGAGGGGUGUCCCCCCUGCACGGAGGGGAGCGUUUGUGCUGUGAAGAGGCUGCGGGGCUGUGGGACUGGGUUUUGUACUGGAAUAAACGCCGCGUGUUUUUCCAC